Messenger RNA from Gracilinanus agilis (Agile Gracile Mouse Opossum), 1956 nucleotides. RefSeq names its product oxysterol binding protein 2 (gene OSBP2). NCBI's taxonomy places the organism in Eukaryota, Metazoa, Chordata, Mammalia, Didelphimorphia, Didelphidae. Gene Ontology annotation, molecular function: cholesterol binding. The record is from RefSeq and is a predicted model, not a curated record. Gene Ontology annotation, cellular component: cytosol; intracellular membrane-bounded organelle; membrane. The transcript is spliced from 15 exons. The coding region runs from base 1 to 1956 and encodes 651 amino acids.
AUGAAGGGGAGGGGCUGCUGGGAGACAGGAUCCGUUCGCUCCUUCUGCAACUCCAGCUGCCUGAAUACAUUUAAGAAGGAUGACUCUGGUGAUGAGGAGGUACCCACCCAUUCUGACAAGAGCGAACUGCAGAAUACCUUAAGUGUUCUUUCGGGCAAGUUGGACGACCUGAGCAUAUGCAAUGACCUUAUCUCAAAACAUGGGGCAGCUCUCCAGAGGUCGCUGAGCGAGCUGGAGAGCCUGAAAAUACCUGUAGAAAGUGGGGAGAAGCUAAAAGCAGUUAAUGAGCGGGCCACCCUAUUCCGGAUCACCUCCAAUGCUAUGAUCAAUGCUUGCCGGGACUUCUUGGAACUAGCAGAAAUACACAGUCGGAAAUGGCACAAAGUCCUACAAUAUGAGCAGGAGCAAAGGAUCCGCCUUGAAGAGACCAUCGAACAGUUAGCCAAACAGCAUAACAGCCUGGAACGAGCCUGCCGAGGGGCCCCAACCAACUCCCAUCAUCCCAGCAGGUCAUAUUUGAAUGGGAGCAUUCUCCUAGGGAUCAAGGGGGAGAACAGUGAUGAAGAUGAGGAUACAGAGUACUUUGACGCCAUGGAAGAUUCGUCUUUCAUCACUGUGAUCACAGACCCUAAAAGCACCAGAGCUGCCGAAGGUGGGAAUGAGGCAGAUGAGUGGAAUACAGAGGACAAUGUGUUUGGGAACUCCUCACACAUUGGGAUUCUCCCACCCAAGACCAAGAAGAGGACGAGCAUCCCUGACAAGCCUACCUAUAACAUCAAUCUCUGGAGUAUAAUGAAGAACUGUAUUGGCAAAGAACUGUCCAAGAUCCCCAUGCCUGUGAAUUUUAAUGAGCCCUUGUCCAUGCUUCAACGGCUGACCGAGGACUUGGAGUACCAUGAGCUGCUGGACAAGGCUGUCAAGUGUGAAAAUUCCACAGAGCAAAUGUGCUUCGUGGCUGCCUUCUCAGUGUCUUCCUACUCGACCACCGUCAACCGCAUAGCUAAGCCAUUCAAUCCCAUGUUGGGAGAAACCUUUGAACUGGAUCAGAUGGAAGAAAUGGGCUUCCGUUCCCUCUGUGAGCAGGUGAGUCACCACCCUCCUGCAGCUGCCCACCAUGUGUUUUCCAAAAAUGGCUGGACCCUGUGGCAGGAAAUCACCAUCUCCAGCAAGUUCCGGGGCAAAUACCUCUCCAUUAUGCCACUAGGUGCCAUUCACCUAGAAUUCCAGGCCAGCGGGAAUCACUACAUCUGGCGGAAAAGCACCUCUACUGUGCACAAUAUCAUCGUGGGCAAGCUCUGGAUUGAUCAGACUGGAGACAUAGAGAUAAUUAACCAUAAGACCAAGGAUAAGUGUCUACUGAAGUUUACACCCUACAGCUACUUCUCAAAAGACUACACCCGAAAGGUGACAGGUGUGGUGACAGACAGCAAAGAGAAGGCCCACUAUGUGCUGUCGGGCUCCUGGGACGAGAAGAUGGAGUGCUCCAAGGUCAUUCAGAGCAGCCACAGCAGCCCCAGCACCGAGGGCAAGCAGAAGACGGUCUACCAGACCCUGCCAGCCAAGCUCCUGUGGAAGAAGUACCCGCUGCCGGAGAACGCCGAGAACAUGUAUUUCUUCUCGUCGCUGGCCCUGAUCCUGAACGAGCCGGAAGAAGGCGUGGCGCCCACCGACAGCAGGUGGAGGCCCGACCAGCGCCUCAUGGAGAACGGCCAGUGGGACGAGGCCAACGCCGAGAAGCAGCGGCUGGAGGAGAAGCAGAGAGCCAUCCGCCGCAAGCGCAUGGAGGCCAGCGCCCAGGAGUCCCCGGAAGAAGGGAAGGAUAUAGACCCACACGUUCCCUUGUGGUUCGAGAAGAAGAUGGAUCCCUACACCGGGGAGGAGGCCUAUGUGUACAAGGGAGACUACUGGGAAGCCAAGGAGAAGCAGGACUGGUCCAUGUGCCCCGACAUCUUCUGA